Messenger RNA from Cynara cardunculus var. scolymus (artichoke), 1142 nucleotides. Its product is annotated as probable DNA double-strand break repair Rad50 ATPase. The coding region runs from base 246 to 779 and encodes 177 amino acids. Lineage: Eukaryota; Viridiplantae; Streptophyta; Magnoliopsida; Asterales; Asteraceae. The transcript has 4 exons. The record is from RefSeq and is a predicted model, not a curated record.
CUCUCUCAUCGGUGGUGGGGCUACAAGGCUUCAUAACUUUGGCAUUAAGGCCUGCCUUCUCUCCUCCAUAACAAUCACCACUUCAAACAGUCUACAGAGAGAAAAAAGAAGAAGAAAGUGAAACACACCCGUUACCAACAAUAAAGCAAAAGAAAGAAAAUAUUGGAGAGAUAAAGAGAGGAAUCAGGGCAAGAAGGAGGGUUUUUCGCUUUUUCUGGUUGAAGAAAAAGAGGGAAGAACAAGAAAUGACUACCCAAACACAGCUACAAACACAGAGGCAAUCAAGUGAACAGCUUCAAACACUGAUGCAAGCUGGUCAAAUUUCAGGGAGCUUGAGCUUCAAUGGGUUGAUGACUAAAGAAGACGAAGAGAUGUCUAGGUCUGCUCUUUCUACUUUUAAAGCUAAAGAAGAAGAGAUUGAGAAGAAAAAAUUGGAAGUUAGGGAAAGGGUUCAAGCUCAGUUGGGUCGUAUUGAAGAAGAAACCAGACGUUUGGCUAAUAUCCGUGAGGAACUCGAAGCGCUAACAGAUCCAAUGAAGAAAGAAGUUUCAGUCGUUCGUAAGAAGAUUGAUUCCGUCAACAAAGAGUUGAAGCCACUGGGACAGACCUGUCAGAAAAAGGAAAGGGAGUAUAAGGAAGCCCUGGAUGCAUUCAAUGAAAAGAACAAAGAGAAAGUACAACUCAUCACAAGAUUGAUGGAGCAGCUGGUGAGCGAAAGCGAGAAGAUGAGGAUGAAGAAGCUGGAAGAGCUGAGCAAGAGCGUUGAAACGAUACAAUAAGUGUGACGACAACCUGAUGCUGAUGGGCUUAAGCUAAUUAGGUUUGUGUGAUGUAUUUAAGAAAGAAGAUCUUUUCCCCUUCUUUUGGCUAUGUUCUUAUUACAUAUGGGUUUGGUUGAAAAAUUUCUGUCGGUUUUUCGUUUGUUUUAAGUUUGAUUAGUCGUGGUCGUUAAUGGGUGUUUGUAUUUUGCUGAUCUAGGUUUGGAAAUACCUCUGUAAAAACAGGUCUGUAACUAAAAUCAUGUCAAAAACCUCUUUGUUUCCAUUUCUAGACUUCAUUUUUUACUGUUAGUUUGUCCAUUUUUAACUCUUGAAAGAUGGUGGAUUCUGUAUUUUGUUAUAUAUAUUUGAAGUUCGAUUUGC